AUGGCAAUGAAAGAGAACAGCUGCAUAAAUAGCAAAGACAGAUUAGUAGGAUCCUCGAUUGAGAGCGCAAUUGCGCAGAACCACAAUGCACGUUCAAUAGGUGGUCUUUCAAAUCGCCGUCCGUGGUCGAAACUCGUUGAUCGCUCGGCCUUCUCCAAACCCGAAUCCGUUUCUGAUGCUACCCUCCGUAUUCGCAAAAACUAUUCCUAUUUCCGUACCAAUUACCUUUCCCUCAUCGCCGUUGUUCUCGCCUUUUCCCUAAUCACAAACCCAUUUUCCCUUUUUCUUCUCGCCGGUCUCCUUGCUGCUUGGCUUUUUCUCUACCUUUUCCGUCCGUCGGAUCCGCCUUUGGUUUUAUUCGUUCGGCAGUUUUCUGAACGUGAGACGCUUGGGGUUCUUAUUGUUCUGCGGUGGUCGUGA
Nicotiana attenuata is the source of this 420-nucleotide messenger RNA. RefSeq names its product PRA1 family protein B4-like. Gene Ontology annotation, cellular component: endoplasmic reticulum; Golgi apparatus. The transcript has 2 exons. Gene Ontology annotation, biological process: vesicle-mediated transport. Bases 1 to 420 code for a protein of 139 amino acids. The record is from RefSeq and is a predicted model, not a curated record. NCBI's taxonomy places the organism in Eukaryota, Viridiplantae, Streptophyta, Magnoliopsida, Solanales, Solanaceae.